Zea mays is the source of this 767-nucleotide messenger RNA. RefSeq lists its product as uncharacterized. Gene Ontology annotation, biological process: protein folding. The transcript has 4 exons. Gene Ontology annotation, cellular component: endoplasmic reticulum. The coding region runs from base 33 to 485 and encodes 150 amino acids. NCBI's taxonomy places the organism in Eukaryota, Viridiplantae, Streptophyta, Magnoliopsida, Poales, Poaceae. Gene Ontology annotation, molecular function: protein disulfide isomerase activity. The record is from RefSeq and is marked provisional.
CGCCGUCGCUGUCGUCGCCGUCCGUGCUAGCCAUGGAUCUAGGCGCUCCCGCCCGACGGCGCCUACCGAUCCGCCUCUUGCUGGUGUCGCUCACCGUCCUCGUGGUCCUCACCGCGCGCUCCAGUGCCGAAGUCAUCACCCUCACCGAAGAGACCUUCUCCGACAAGAUAAAGGAGAAGGACACGGUGUGGUUUGUGCAAUUCUGCGUCCCCUGGUGUAAACACUGCAAGAACCUUGGAACACUAUGGGAGGACCUGGGAAAGGUUAUGGAAGGUGCGGAUGAAAUUGAGAUUGGGCAAGUUGACUGUGGUGUCAGCAAACCAGUAUGCUCAAAGGUCGAUAUACACUCCUACCCAACAUUCAAGGUGUUUUAUGAAGGCGAAGAAGUAGUAAAAUAUAAAGGACCUAGGGAUGUGGAAUCGCUGAAGAACUUCGUGUUGAAUGAAGCUGAGAAAGCAGGCGAGGCAAAGCUUGAAGCUGAUUGAGGCAGGGGAGUUUCAGCAAGCAUGUGGCGAGUGGCGUAGACAAGGAACAAUGCUUUGCAACAUUGUCUUCUAUCCUGUCAUUUACAAAGCCAGUUUACAGGAAAGAAAUGACCUUAUGAGCUCGUAUCAGAGUAUUCCUCUUCCAAAGUAACUCCGAAUCAGUUCAUAGAAGCUGUACUCCAUUCCAUAGUUUUUAUCACAUUGACAAACUCUCCGAAUCAGUUAAUAGAAGCUGUACUCCAUUCCACACAUUGACAAACUGAAGUAACGAUUGGAACGCAA